This is a messenger RNA of Myotis myotis, 1556 nucleotides long. It is a transcript of the gene ERP44, whose product is annotated as endoplasmic reticulum protein 44. The transcript is spliced from 13 exons. NCBI's taxonomy places the organism in Eukaryota, Metazoa, Chordata, Mammalia, Chiroptera, Vespertilionidae. The record is from RefSeq and is a predicted model, not a curated record. The coding region runs from base 393 to 1427 and encodes 344 amino acids.
CUACAGGUCCUACCUGGUUCAGCGCUUCCAUCCCCAUAGGUUCUCAUCCAGAUACUGCCAUAACCUUGUGGAGGAAUAGGAGGAUAUGUUCUUAUACGUGAUAGGAUUGUGAUGAAUGUGUAGAAUGGAAAGAUAACUUGGGUUUUUACUCCUGUAACAACUGAAAUAACAAGUCUUGAUACAGAGAAUAUAGAUGACAUUUUAAGAAAUGCUGAUGUUGCUUUAGUAAAUUUUUAUGCUGACUGACCCCACCCACCUAUCCCAGAUGGGAGAGAUUUAAGAAUGCUAAAAGAGGAAAGAGCCACUUGAAAGCAAGAGAUUGAAGAUACAGAUUUGUCUCCUUGAUAUAUUCUAGGACAUCUCCUUAGGAAGUCAGGUGUCGUUUCAGCCAGAUGUUGCAUCCAAUUUUUGAGGAAGCUUCCAAUGUGAUUAAGGAAGAAUAUCCAAGUGAAAAUCAAGUAGUGUUUGCCAGAGUUGAUUGUGAUCAGCACUCUGAAAUAGCCCAGAGAUAUAGGAUAAGCAAAUACCCAACCCUCAAAUUGUUUCGUAAUGGGAUGAUGAUGAAGAGAGAGUACAGGGGUCAGCGGUCAGUGAAAGCACUUGCAGAUUACAUCAGGCAACAAAAAAGUGACCCCGUUCAAGAACUGCAUGACUUAGUAGAAAUCACCACUCUUGAUCGCAGCAAAAGAAAUAUUAUUGGCUAUUUUGAGCAAAUGGAUUCAGAACACUAUAGAGUUUUUCAAAAAGUAGCGAAUAUUUUGCACGAUGAUUGUGCCUUCUUUUCUGCAUUUGGGACUGUUUCAAAACCAGAAAGAUACAGUGGAGACAGUAUAAUCUACAAACCACCAGGGCAUUCUGCUCCAGAUAUGGUAUACUUGGGCUCUAUGACAAACUUUGAUGGGAUUUACAAUUGGAUUCAAGAUAAAUGCGUUCCUCUUGUUCGAGAAAUAACAUUUGAAAAUGGAGAGGAAUUGACAGAAGAAGGACUGCCUUUUCUAAUACUCUUCCACAUGAAAGAAGAUACAGAAAGUUUAGAAAUAUUCCAGAAUGAAGUAGCCCGACAGUUAAUAAGUGAAAAAGGUGCAAUAAACUUCUUACACGCGGACUGUGACAAAUUUAGACAUCCUCUUCUGCACAUACAGAAAACCCCAGCAGAUUGCCCCGUAAUAGCUAUUGACAGUUUUCGGCAUAUGUAUGUGUUUGAAAACUUCAAGGAUAUAUUAAUUCCUGGAAGACUCAAGCAGUUUGUGUUUGACUUACAUUCUGGAAAACUUCACAGAGAAUUCCAUCACGGUCCUGACCCAACUGACACAGCCCAAGGACAGGACGCCCAGGAUGUAGCAAGUAGUCCCCCCGAGAGCUCUUUCCAGAAACUAGCACCCAGCGAAUAUAGGUAUACUUUAUUGAGAGAUCGAGAUGAGCUUUAAAAACUUGAAAAACAAUUUGAAAGCCUUUCAAACAGCAGCAUCAACGUGGUGGAAAUAGUAAACCUAUAUUUUCAUAAUUCUAUGUGUAUUUUUAUUUUGAAUAAACUGAAAGAAGUUUUGGGUUUUUAA